AUGCUGCGAUAUAUAGGAAGGAGGCGAGUCCAUAAUGAGGGUCUAAGGAAGUAUAUCGAGGAAAACACGCGAAUAUCCAAGUCUACGGUCUUUCAAGGUACUCUGUAUGAACACACUGUUAUGAGGGAGCUUCGAGACAAACUGCUCAUAGAGAAAAUGGAGAUGUGUGGAGGGUCAUAUGAUGCAGGUGUUGACAUCAAGGGAAAAUGGCCGCUAAAUAAGAUAUAUGAUGCAGUCAACUCUUCUCAUGGGCUCACUAAAGAUGUUCCAAAGCGUAUAAGUGUAAAUGGAUGCUCUUUUAAGCCAUUGAAGCAUAAAUUGAUGGCGCCUGCACCAUUUAAGCCACUUAAUGUUCUCGUACAGUGUAAAGCAUUUAAGAAUACAAAGAUUACAGGAAGAGAGAUGAGGGAGUUGAUGGGUACAUACUCCUUGAACGUUCCAAGCAACAAAAGAAAUCAAACGGUCUUCAUUAUGAGUGCACCAAAUUUACUGACUCGAGAUGGCUUGCUGGUCAUGAACAGUCUCGCGAUACCAUUGAUAUACGCUAGAAUUGAAAUGUUAAAAUCUCAUCAAGGGUGGUAUGAUUUGGAAUACUCAGGUAAAUUACAAAAUUACUACGAAAAUGAGUAUGCCUCAAAAUUACUAGACGAUUGUGGCAUUCACGAAUGGUUGAAAUCUGCCGCAUAUAAGAAUUAUAGUGACAAUGCUUAG
Molecule: messenger RNA, 711 nt
Organism: Lachancea fermentati
Lineage: Eukaryota; Fungi; Ascomycota; Saccharomycetes; Saccharomycetales; Saccharomycetaceae
Source: the annotation of a GenBank genome assembly